Messenger RNA from Cherax quadricarinatus, 2215 nucleotides. The record is from RefSeq and is a predicted model, not a curated record. NCBI's taxonomy places the organism in Eukaryota, Metazoa, Arthropoda, Malacostraca, Decapoda, Parastacidae.
AGACGCUAAAUUUUUCCCAUUCAGCUGUAUUUCGCUAAAUUCCGCGCUUCCUACCCUUCAGGGACGCUUUGAUGAUUGUGAAGGACUAUUCAUCAAAGGAAGCAGAACUACCCUCCUAUGCCUUGGAUCAAAUCUGAAUGCAUUCUAUUCCCCAAGCCCUGUAUGAUCCUUAUGAGUUUAGUGCUCUUCCAUGUGAUAUUAAUAGCAACGAUAAUCCUCACUUCUUACGCACUUCAAAAAGAUUUUUUUUGAGAAAGGAAAUAAGCUAAAUUUUUCAUUAUAUGUUAUAUAAUUAACGUGUCAUGAUGUACAACGAUGGCCAUCUUUGCAGACACCUGAAAAAGGCGUUUUCAUAUUUUCAAAACAAUAUAGUAUUCCAGAUAUUUAUGAAACGAAGAAUUUUCUUAAGGGAUCUGAAAAUAGCGCGAAGUGUUUGUGUGGUCCAAGUCAGUGGUUACCAGGUAUCAGGGAGAGUCACGCACUUCCAGGCUUAUUAUGAGACCAACAUUGACGCUGUGAUGCCUGGCCAACAGAUGGCAGCACUACCAAGGCGCAUCUCAAUAAUAAGCUGCGAAGUUGUGACCUUUAUACUGGCAGACGCUGGUCGAAGCCUCGUCUCUAGCAGUGUCGAGAGUAGGGUCAGUGUGUAGCACCGGCCACUGCGAAGUGUGAUGAAAUCAUUUCUAGGUAAGCGACCAGUUGACUGGAGAACUUGUAGUGUGUCGAACAGUCAGCUUUAGGUUCCCUGUUCAUCGGGAAGGAAAGCAAGAGUCACUAUGAAAUAUGAAGACCAUGAGAGGCCGCUCCACACAACGCCUUUUUCACUAAAAUGUCUGGACUGCUGAACAUCGGGACCCGUGCCGCAAGUUUAAGAAGACGACACCAUCAUCCUAGGUCUUCUUCGGCACACUCAUCGCCAAACCACUCUCCUGGCCGCAAUACCACGGCGCAACUGACGUCCGAAGACACUGUCCUUCCCUCCUCCAGGAGCGCCCCGUCCACACCAGGACACUUAAGUGCCUUUCAGCCCUUCACUUUCCAUCGGCGGCCAGAUAGGCUGAAUGUCCUCGCCCCUCAAGAGGCGUCACAGGGAGACAAGAACUCAGGCUUUCCUCAGUCUGGUUUGAGACGUCGAACAUCUUCACGAAAUCCUUUGUCAUCACCACAGAGAUCACCCUCGCCAAAAGAAUCACGAAACACUUCGUCAUCGCCUAAAGGUUCCCGUUCUCCUUCGCCGUCAACACAAUGGUCGCAAGAGCCUUCAGUUUCCCCAAAGGAAUCACCUGUGCGCUCUUCGCCAUCACUGAAGGAUUCGCACACUUCUUCGCCUUCAGUUAAGGGAUCACACACCCUUUCGCCAAGGGGAUCAUGGACGCCUUCCCUGACACUAAAAGAGUCAGUUGAGACUUUACAUUAUUGCACAUCCCCACCUUCAAUUUGGGGCUCUCACACGCCCUCGCUGUCACUGAGGGAGUGUCACACGCCUGCACCUGCGUUAUCAUUGAAAGAGUGCCAUGUGCCCACUCCCGCACUGUCACUGGAGUGUCACCCACCCACGCCGGGGCUCUCUUUGAAGGCGUGCAACGCUCCCACAUCCUACUGCAGAGAAUCGUCGACCAAAACACCGCAGACACCAAACACGCCCUACCCCUACAGCACCUUCGAUUUUGAAGCACUCGACUGGGGUCUGUGUCACGUCCAACACCAGGUCUCUGUGGACGACAGAAGACAGCUGUUCUCGGCCGGGAAGAUCAACAUAGAGAGCGGGAUGUCUGCCUACGGUUCCAUCGUCUACCAGAUGCGGGAUGCCAACAUGGACUCCAACAGUACCUGCGAGUUUGUCUACAAGGCUCUGAAGGUCAUCAGUAAGACAGGCGAGUUUCAGUAAUUACUUGAACGUGAGAACUUGGAUAAAUGACCUCGCUGGCGCUAGGACAGCUGAGGUCUUUUAAUUUGCCUAGUCAUUAGGGGGAUUUUUAGCAUAAUUGUCGUUCAACGACAGGACUUAGUGAGUCUCUAAUCACCUAAUUAUAACCGUUAGAUUGUAUGUUAUCGUCCUCUUGUACACACACAUGACACUAGACGAUGGGAAGGAUAGGGAAGACAUGACAACGACGUAUAAAAUACUGAGGGGAACUGACGAGUUGGAUAGGGAUAGAAUGUUUCGGAGAUGUGACACAGGAACAAUGGGCCUCAACUGGAAGUUGAAAACUCA